Molecule: messenger RNA, 4841 nt
Organism: Sebastes umbrosus (honeycomb rockfish)
Lineage: Eukaryota; Metazoa; Chordata; Actinopteri; Perciformes; Sebastidae
Gene: fanci
Product: FA complementation group I
Exons: 36
Coding region: 165-4358 (1397 amino acids)
Biological process (GO): DNA repair
Molecular function (GO): DNA polymerase binding
Source: RefSeq, a predicted model, not a curated record
AAAGCAAAACAGGAAGUGUUGUGCUGGCGGGAAAUGCAAGUGUAACCCUAACAACUGUUACCAAAGCUACUGAGAGCUUAACAGACUAGUUAGCUAGUUCUCUGAGUUGAAUUGAAUGUCCCCCUAUCAAAUUUAGCUGAACGAUCGACAAUCAGAGGUUGAUCAUGAGGGCUGAGAUGGAUAAAAUCGUCACCCUGUCAGAUGGAGACAGUACAGCUGAACUUCAGAAGUACCUGUCCUCUCUUACAGAUGACCAGUUGAUCACUGUGAUUACGAAUGGUGCACUAAAGGGCAGGAAGGUCGGUACCAUGAUUAAAGGCAUAUUUAAAGGCUCUCCAGCCAAUUCCACUGAAGGGUCAAACCGCAGACUUCUUGUCUAUCAACACUGCAUCCCUCUGUGUGAGUCUGGGGAUCUUCAGACUGAGGUGGCAGCUGAUAUCAUCGGACUGCUAAUGCUGGAGACUCACACACUGCCCGGACCGUCUCUUGCAAAACUGGCGUCUCUUUUUGUUGAAGCCAUUAAGGUGGGAAAAAUGGGCAGUGGGAAAUCCCUGGAGCUAUUUCCUACUGUGCUUACUGCCCUUUCAGCCUGUGAGGCCUUGUCUUAUGGCAAAGGUGAACUCAGUGGCGAGGAAUACAAGAAACAGCUGAUCAACAGCCUCUGCUCAAGCAGAUGGGACCCGCAAUGUGUCAUCCACCUGACGACCAUGUUCAGGGAUGUGCCGUUGUCAUCAGAGGAGCUGCAGUUUUUGGUGGAGAAAGUACUGAGGAUGUUCACCAAGCUGGACCUGCAGGAGAUCCCACCACUGGUUUAUCAGCUGCUGCUUUUAUCUGCAAAGGGUUGUAAGAAACAGGUCCUGGAUGGAAUCAUCUGUUACUUUAAGGAGCAAGACUUUCGCCAGGAAGAGGAGCAGAAACACGGAGAGAGCCUGGAUCUAGAGGUCCAGUCCAUCCCACAGGACCAGCUGAGGCACGUGGAGGGCACCGCUAUCCUCCACAUAGUCUUUGCUGUACGACUCGACCAUGAACUCGGGAGAGAAUUCCUUAAAAGCUUUAAGACAUCUUAUGGGGACCUGUGCCCUUUCAGUGUUGCCCUGUUGCUCUCCGUGGCACGCAUCCAGCGUUAUGAAGAGCAGGUGUUCGACCUUUUAAAAGGGGCAAUCAUCAAGAGCUUCAAGGAUGAGCAGCUGCAGCAGGGGUCAAAGUUCCUGCAGGACCUCCUGCCCGGGCACUGCAGCGUGGCUCAGAUGAUACUGGACACAGUCAAGAAUAGCGUGUUUGGUUGGGAUCAUGUGACCCAGGGGCUGGUGCAGCUGGGCUUCUUCCUCAUGGAUGCAUUCGGACCCAAACCUGCACCAUUUGGCAAGAUCACAGAAGGGUCCGCCACCGCCACCAUAGCCCGGACCCCCGCUCAGCAGGCCUGUAAGCUGGGAGGAAAGGUGCUCUUGCAGGGCUUUAAGAUGCACGAGACCAUCAGAGGCGAGAUACUGGAGCAGGUCUUGAACCGAUUAGUCUCAAAGACAGCCUCACCUGUCAAUCAUUACUUAGACCUUUUCUCUGAUAUUGUGGUCUCUGCUCCCAUGAUCCUCCUGGAGUCAUCUUCCAAGGUGACGGAGACAUUUGACCACCUGUCGUACCUGCCUUUGGCCACAGUUCAGGGUCUACUAAAAGCUGUUCAGCCCCUGCUCAAAGUCAGUAUGUCCUUGAAAGAUGCUUUGAUACUAGUUCUCCGCAAGGCCAUGUUUUCCAGCCAACUGGACGGCAGGAAGUCUGCAGUGACCGGCUUCUUGUUGCUGCUGAAGAACUUCAAAGUGUUGGGCAGCUUAGCCUCGAGCCAGUGUAGCCAGGCGAUCUCCUCUAGCCAGAUCCAAGUGGACGUUCACUCCCGUUACAACUCUGCUGCCAACGAGGCGUUCUGUCUGGAGAUCCUCAGCAGCCUGCGUCGCUGCCUCGGCCAGCAGGCCGACGUUCGCCUCAUGCUUUAUGAGGGUUUCUAUGACGUUCUCCGUCGCAACUCUCAACUUGCAAGCUCCAUCAUGCAGACCCUCUUCUCACAGCUGAAGCGGUACUACGAGCCCGAACAAGACCUCCUGCCCCCGGUGAAACUGGAACCGUGCAUCACAGCGCUCGGAGACCAAGUCUACCUCCAGGAGCCACUGGCCCAUCUGGUGAGCUGUACUGUACAUUGCCUGCUGUGGCUGCAGAACAUGCGCCGAUCGGCCAACCGAAACGCUUACGACAGCGAUGACGGUGAGGAGGAGGAGGAGGAGGAGGAGGAGGAGGGAUACCAGUCUGAACUACAGACAAUCUUAGAGAGCAUGACGAGACGCAUGAUCAAGAGUGAACUGGAGGACUUUGAACUGGACAAGUCAGCCGAGUUCUCCAUGGGAUCCAGUGUCGGGGUGAAAAAUAAUAUCUAUGCUGUGCUGGUGAUGGGAGUGUAUGAGAUCCUUAUGGAGUACAACUUCAUCAAAGCCAACUACGGUAAAAGCCACUUUGAGGAGCUCAUGGAGCUGUUCAACCGCUACCAUAAACUGGCUGAGAUCCUGAAGGAGAAAUCCGGAAAGGGUCGAGCGCCUUCACACAAGAGCCCUCGCAGUUUACUCUCUUUGGGCUUCGUAUCGACUCUCCUCACUGUGCUCUUCAGAGACAGUACUCAGAGCAGAGAGGAGGCUCUGUCAGUGCUUCGCUCAAGUGGAGAAUUUGUGCGUUAUGCAGUAAAUGUGGCCGUACAGAAGAUCCAGCAGCUGGAGGAAACCGGACACACAGACGGCCCAGAUGGACAGAACACAGACAGAACUUUCCGCUUCCUCUGUGACAUGACGAGUGUGCUGAUGUGGCGUUACACCAACAUCCCCGGCGUCGUGGAAGACGCGGGGAAGAAAGAGAAGCGCUCCAGUCUGUCCCUGCUGUGUCUGGAAGGUCUGCUCAGGAUCUUCACAACCUGUCAGCAGCGAUAUCCAGACAGGAUGGCCCAGCUCCUCUCCACCAUGGACGUCUCAGAGGACGACGCCGAGCCAGACGAUGGCAACGUUACAGAGAUGAACUUCUUUUACAUCCGACAGUUUCAGAGGGCGCUGUUCACACAGUUAAGUGGAGGUGAGGAGGAAUUUAACAGCAAAGAGGCUCAGCUGCUGGUCAGCAUCCUGAGCGUGCUCUCACGCCAGCUAAAGCCCUCCUCCCAACAGUUCGUACAGAUGAUCACAUGGACUGUGAAAAUCUCCAAGGAGACCAGUUUCGAGGAUUCUGCUUUCUCCAAGGGUCUGCUCUCUCUUCUCUUCAACCUGCAUGUUCUCUAUAAGAGUCCUGUUAGCCUGCUGCUGGAGCUCUGUCAAGACAUCCACAGCCAACUGGGAGAUAUCGAUCAGGUACACACAAAUUACACUUUACAGUGUUCAGAGCACGAGCAAUUUGACGUUACAGUUAUAUGUUGCAGGUGCCUGGGUCAAAAUUCACUUUUCUUUCUGUGUGGUCAGGAUGUGGAGGUGGAAAAACAGUCUCACUUUGCCAUUGUCAACAUGAAGACUGCAACCACAGCAGCACUGCUGGUCCUGUCCCAGGUUGACAGAGUGCUCGAUGAAGUGGACUGGCUGAUUGCCAGGAAGAAAAGCCAGACGGCCUCCGACAAAUCAGGUUCUGGUGAGGCCACCCAGACCGCAGGCCAGCAGGAUCCAAUAGAGAAAGCAGUGACGCUGCAGCUCGGGACUCUUCUGACGGCGUUAAAUGAGCUGGUUCAGACUGCGCUGCUGCCGGGCACCUGCACCAUUACACUGCUGAGAGAGCUGAGUCGCACAUACACCAUCCUCACCACUCUGGUCAAAUAUUACAUCCAGGUGUGUGCCAGCCAGCACGGUGCGCUGCCGGCACGCUUUGAAAAGCUGGUGAGUCUGAGGUGUCGUUUUUUCUUGUUUGAAUCUUUUCGUACAUCUGAUGUCACGCUAAUCGAGUGUUUUUCUGUGCAGGUCAAACUGUCAGGCUCCCACCUAACGCCACAGUGCUACGCUUUCAUCACACACGCACAGAGGGGAGAAUUUGGUGGUGGAGGUGCAGAUGACAAGAAGAAAAAGAAAAGGAAUGAAGUGAACACUGCUGCCUCUGCAAAGCUUCUGCGUGAGACAACAGCCAUCCCUAACGUGAUCUUCAGUAUUGAGCAGUAUGAGAAAUACCUCAUCGCUCUGUCAAAGAAAUCAAAGGUGAAUCUGAUGCAGUACAUGAAGCUGAGCACCUCAAGAGAUUUCCGCAUCAACGCUGCUACUCUGGACGCAGCCCUGCAGGAGCAGGACGACAGUCAGGAGACCAGAGAGUCACAGGAUGCAGAGGAGACGCAAGAACCCAAACAGAAGAAGAGAAAACAGUGAGCCAAGACGCUGCUCCUUUGUUUGACACACGCACAUCUCCAGAUUCCUCGCUGAUCUUGGCCAGCUGCUGAACAGCCUCCUGGCAGUUGUGUGUUUGAACUGCUGUUCUGAAUAACACAAAGUGCUAUCUUCCUUUGUUCAGAGAGCCUUUAGUGAUGUCGAUGAUUUGGUACAUGUCCAAGGCCUCACCUGUGGAAAGUUUGCACAUAAUGUUUAACACUCUGGUUGAGUUCCUAUAGUUCACUUUAUUCAUUUUGUCAUACAACAUGUAUUUCUAAACAUCAAUUGUAGCAGUUUCUAACGGACACUUUUAAGAAUCAGUUAUUCAUUUAACGAUAAUACGGUUGUAACUAUAUAUAGUAAGAUGGCCAUACUUUAUCAGUCCUUGGCUAUACAAAGAAAAGAGGUGGAUCGAUGGUUUCCAAUAAAUUGCUUUGUGUCAAGUGCUGUUUUAUUUUAAAAUAAAUAUUAUUUUCUUUCUUA